AUGUCGCGAACUUCAUACGAUAGGUAUCUCACUGUAUUCUCUCCUGAAGGGAGACUGUACCAAGUCGAAUAUGCUUUCAAAGCCAUCUCGGGCUCGGGACACACUGCCGUGGCCAUCAGGGGAAAGGACACGACGGUAGUGAUCACCCAGCGCAAAGUGGCAGACAAGCUUAUCGACGCGUCGACGGUCACCCAUCUGUUUGGCAUAACGCCCACCAUCGGAUGUGUGAUGACCGGUCUCACAGCGGAUGCACAUGCCCAAGUUGCUAGGGCUCGUAGAGAAGCAGCCGAUUUCCGAUACAAGUAUGGAUAUGAAAUCACCCCGGAUGCUCUUUCAAGACGACUGGCGAACAUUAAUCAAGUGUAUACGCAAAGGGCUGGAAUGCGUCCGUUGGGAAUCUCCAUGAUCAUCAUCGGUAUAGAUCCCGAAGUUGGCCCCCAAUGUUUCCGUCUUGAUCCCGCUGGAUAUUUCGUCGGCUUCCACGCAACGGCUGCCGGACAAAAGCAUCAAGAGGCGAUGAAUCACCUUGAGAAGAAAUGGAAGAAGCUGGAUAACGGAAGAGGUGCUGAUGAUCCAGCGAAGGCCGGUCAGUCACUCAGCAGGGAUGAAGUUAUUGAGAUGGCCAUCGAAGCUAUGUCUACUGUACACUCCACCGAUUACAAGCCGGGCGAAGUCGAGAUAGGAAUCUGCUCUUCGCAUGAAGACGAGGAAGAAACCAAGGGAUUAUGGCGUAUAAUGGACGAAGAGGAGAUUGAAGAGCAUCUGCUCGCUUACGCAGAAAAGGACUGA
This is a messenger RNA of Pleurotus ostreatus (oyster mushroom), 789 nucleotides long. It is a transcript of the gene SCL1, whose product is annotated as Proteasome subunit YC7alpha/Y8 (protease yscE subunit 7). Lineage: Eukaryota; Fungi; Basidiomycota; Agaricomycetes; Agaricales; Pleurotaceae. Gene Ontology annotation, cellular component: cytosol; proteasome core complex, alpha-subunit complex; nucleus. The transcript is spliced from 7 exons. The record is from RefSeq and is a predicted model, not a curated record. Gene Ontology annotation, biological process: ubiquitin-dependent protein catabolic process. Bases 1 to 789 code for a protein of 262 amino acids.